This is a messenger RNA of Megalops cyprinoides (Indo-Pacific tarpon), 2455 nucleotides long. Its product is annotated as metastasis-associated protein MTA3-like. Gene Ontology annotation, cellular component: NuRD complex; nucleoplasm. Gene Ontology annotation, molecular function: chromatin binding; transcription coactivator activity; histone deacetylase binding. Gene Ontology annotation, biological process: negative regulation of transcription by RNA polymerase II. The transcript is spliced from 19 exons. Bases 242 to 2371 code for a protein of 709 amino acids. Lineage: Eukaryota; Metazoa; Chordata; Actinopteri; Elopiformes; Megalopidae. The record is from RefSeq and is a predicted model, not a curated record.
GGAAGCUCCGGCUGAUCUGAAGGGUUUUCGCGUGCGACUUGCUUUUAUUGUACUCCGAAUGCAGGGAGGGGGGGCAUUUUAAAUAUAUCCCCGCUCAACACUUUGAGCUUCCCCCAUCACACCGUUUCACAUAAGGGUGUUUUAUAGGGAAUCCGCACAGAAAUAUUUUAACUAUCUAUUUAUUUAUUAUUAUUUUUUAGUUUAUACUUUGCUUUGUUUUUAACACUCCAGGAGGGCAGCAAUGGCGGCCAACAUGUACCGGGUCGGAGAUUAUGUCUUCUUUGAGAAUUCCUCCAGCAACCCUUAUCUCAUUCGACGAAUAGAGGAGCUUAAUAAGACAGCGAGUGGGAACGUGGAAGCGAAGGUAGUCUGCUUCUACAGGCGGAGAGACAUCUCGCACAGCCUCAUACAGCUGGCGGACAAACACGCAAAGGAGCUGGAGGAGGAGAGGGAGAGCCCCAACGAGCCGGAGCUCAGCGAGAAGCAGAAGCACCAGCUGCGCCAUCGAGAACUCUUCCUCUCCCGGCAGUACGAGUCGCUCCCGGCAACGCACAUCAGGGGGAAGUGCAGCGUGGCACUCCUGAACGAGACCGAGGCGGUCCUCUCCUACCUGGAGAAAGAGGAUACCUUCUUCUACUCCCUGGUGUAUGACCCCACACAGAAGACCCUGCUGGCGGACAAGGGGGAGAUUCGAGUGGGACCCCGCUUCCAGGCCGAUGUUCCAGACAUGCUACAGGAAGGCCAGCCAGAUGACAGGGACCAGUCCAAACUUGAGGUGAAGAUGUGGGACCCCGAGUGUCCGCUGACCAACAAGCAGAUCGACCAGUUCCUGGUGGUGGCACGCGCCGUGGGGACAUUCGCCCGGGCCCUGGACUGCAGCAGCUCCGUCAGGCAGCCCAGUUUGCACAUGAGCGCGGCGGCAGCUUCCAGAGACAUCACGCUGUUCCACGCCAUGGACACCCUGCACCGGCAUGGCUACGACCUGUCCAGUGCCAUCAGUGUGCUGGUGCCGCAGGGCGGCCCAGUGCUGUGCCGCGACGAGAUGGAGGAGUGGAGCUCAUCCGAGGCCAACCUGUUCGAGGAGGCGCUGGAGAAGUACGGCAAGGACUUCAACGACAUCCGGCAAGACUUUCUGCCAUGGAAGUCUCUGACCAGCAUCAUCGAGUACUACUACAUGUGGAAGACGACGGACAGAUAUGUGCAGCAGAAGCGACUGAAGGCUGCAGAGGCUGAAAGCAAGCUGAAACAAGUUUACAUCCCCACAUACAACAAGCCCAACCCCAACCAGAUCGGCAUCAGCAACGGCAAGAUGGCUGCAGUGAACGGGGCGUCCGGACCAGCCAGCUAUCAGUUGGCGGGCAGCGGUGCUGGGCGGGCAUGCGAGAGCUGCUUUUCCAUGCAGUCGAGCCAGUGGUACUCAUGGGGACCCCCGAACAUGCAGUGCCGGCUGUGCGUAUCCUGCUGGAUGUAUUGGAAGAAGUACGGGGGCCUCAAGAUGCCCAGCCGGGCAGAGAAGGAGGAGAAGGAGAAGACGUCCCCCAGCCCCUCCCCCAACGAGCCGCGGGUGCGUGGGCACGGCCCCCGCCAGUCCUCCCACCUGGUGCCGGUGCGGAACAGCGGCAGCCCCAAGUCCUCCAUGAAGACCAAGCAGGCCUUCCUGCUGCAGGCCACGCGCCUCACCAAGCUGGCCCGUCACAUGUGCCGUGACCUCAUCAGACUGCGCCAGGCCGCGCGCCGGCCCUUUGUGCCCAUUAACUGUGGCGCCAUUAAGGCGGAGUAUAUGAGCCGAGCGCCAGAGGGGCAGGAGGGCCGUCCAGCUCGGGCACGAACCUCACAGAGGAACACACUUUCCAGUGUCCUGCAGUACCUGGAGUCACGCCCCGUGCCCCCCACCCCUCCGCUGCCCCGCACCCCUGGCCUGCAGCUCCAGCCCCCCCGACGCCUGCUGUCCUCAUUGCCCAGCCACGGACCGCUCAGCAUGCUGGGAAAACGCAGCUACCAGCACCACAGCAGAACAGCGGCCACAGAGAGACGAGGAGCCGCGGCCGGGCAAGAUAAUACAAGCCACCCUAUGGGACUGACCUUGCACAAUGGGCAGAACAGUGGAGACACCCUCCGAAACAGCAGCACCAUGCUCCGCAAACGACGCCCCAACUGCAUCGAUGCCCCCAAUGACAGCUUCUUCCUCGUCUCCCGGGAGACCAGGAGGGUGCGGAGGCUCCUCUCUCGAACACAGCUCCGGAGGGCCUGCAGGCAGCCAUGCGAGCAGAUCGGGGUGCGGCGGGCCCUCCAGAUGCCCCCCCACGGCUCCCUCCCGGCUCCCCUCCACCCCAGCCUGAGGACCCGCGGCCCCAUCGUCAUCCACGACUGACGCCCCCCCGCCCACCAUGCGCUGUGCACCUUUGGCUCAUUCACCCCCUGCCCCACACGACUUCCCUGUUAACUCCUCCCCUUG